UGACAGUUGUCAAGUGGAGGACACUGCCUGUUUCCACUCGGGAGCGACGCAAAUUUGGGAGAUUUACAGCAAUAGAUACCCAGAAAUACCCAAAUAGUAACAAUGUCUCAUGCAUGGGGAUACGCACCGGACAAUGGACCCGACAAAUGGUGUGAAGGCUUCCCAAUUGCCAACGGACCCCGCCAGUCUCCCAUUGACAUCGUACCUGGGGAGGCUGCCUUCGACGCAGCCUUGAAGGCGCUCACUUUGAAGUACGACCCUUCCACCUCCAUUGACAUUCUCAACAACGGACAUUCCUUUCAAGUGACCUACACCGACGACAACGACAACUCAACUCUGACAGGGGGGCCCAUUUCAGGGACGUACAGGCUUAAGCAGUUCCACUUCCACUGGGGCGCCAGCGACGACAGGGGUUCUGAGCAUACCGUGGCCGGGACCAAGUAUGCUGCCGAGCUCCACCUGGUACACUGGAACACCAAGUACCCCAGCUUUGGUGAUGCUGCUAGCAAGUCUGAUGGCCUUGCUGUUGUAGGAGUCUUCCUCCGGGUUGGAAAUGAAAAUGCCAAUCUUCAGAAGGUCCUUGAUGCUUUUGAUGCCAUUAAAGCCAAGGGUAAGCAGACCUCUUUCGAGAAUUUUGACCCCACCAUCCUGCUCCCCAAGUCCCUAGACUACUGGACUUACGAUGGCUCCCUGACCACACCCCCUCUGCUGGAGAGUGUCACCUGGAUCGUCUGCAAGGAGCCAAUCAGCGUCAGCCCUGCCCAGAUGGGCAAAUUCCGGAGCCUGCUUUUCUCUGGAGAGGGCGAGGCCGCCUGCUGCAUGGUGGACAACUACCGUCCCCCUCAGCCCCUCAAGGGCCGCGCUGUGCGUGCAUCCUUCAAAUAAAUCCCCCUGCCCCUAAUCCCCCCCCCCCCCCCCCCUCCCUCUGCUUAGUGAGACACCCAGGCGUGCCUCCCCUGCAGUAAGACUCAGAGCACAUGUACUAUAUGUCUGCCCUUACAUUUUUUUAGAAGAACAAAAUCCCUCCUUUCCUGUCGCCCCAUUCCUACCAGUGCAGGGUUGCCCUGCUGUGAUGUGACGUGGGAAGAGGAAACAGUUGAGGCAUUGACCUUUUUUGUAUCCUCUCUCCUCUCUUGAGUGAUAACAAGCCAGAGAAGCCCUGAUGUACUUCACAAGAGAAGCACUCCACAGUGGUGGCUAUAAUGUGAAAGAUUUACCGGGAUUUCGCCUGCGGUGCCAAUGUUGUAGACAGCUACUGGGCUCUGUAGUUUUUCAUAGAUAGAUAGAUAGGAUGUGUCAACAAACAAACAAAGCUUGCGAAGAGGCUAAGACUAUAGAAAUGUAGCUGGGAUCAUGUAAUGGAUGAUUCAGUUGGAGAAAGACAAGCAGACCUGACUAGCAGUCAGUGACAGGCCUGGGGUGGAUGAAACUGCUUCACCAUCUGUGAGUAGGGCCACACACACACACACACACACACACAUACUGCCAGUCUGUCUUUAAUCUCUGAUUGACUGCCUGCCUCAGGAUCACGGCAGCUUAAUGAAACACAGUGGUCGCUUCCAUCACACCCGAUUGAACCAGAACAUCCCCCUCUGGAACACACACACACACACACACACACACACACACACACACACACACACACACACACACACACACACACACACACACACACACACACACACACACACACACACAGUCAUUGACCUGCUCAUUGAUUUUCAUACUAAGCAUGCCCACAGUGCAUACACAGUAUACAGACACACACAUUGACAUACAUACAUGCACACACACCUAAUAGGAGGUUACAGCUACUAACUGUUACCUAUUGUGCUCUGUCAUGACAAUGACUUUGCAUUCCUGUGUUUUUAUAGCAAAGCCUCGUCUUCAAUAAUUUGUUUUAUUUGUUUGUUCCUCUUGGUGUUAUUAGUAAUAUUAAUGGAUUUAUUUUUUCAAUAUUUAAGUGAUUCCUGAAUUGUGUUUUGCAAGUGAAAACUCCUCUAUACUUGUAGUAUUGUCUUGAUGACAUGACAACAGGAGGGUUAGGUCAUGACCCUUUUCAGACAUUAUCACUUGUGUAAUGGAAUAUCCAUCUAAGCAUUGUUUUGCAAGCCCCUAUGUAUUGUGUUGUUGUCAUGUUUCAAACGCACAGUCGCCUUGUGCGAUGCCAUAGGGCACUGCAGCCAACGAAGAAUCAACCCGCCAACUGAUAAGCUUUGUAGUGUUAGUGGGGUGUCAGGUCCUUUUAGGCCAGAUUACUAAUGACGAAGGGUCACCUUUAACUUUGGGACCACAGAAUCAUGCUAAUUAAAAAAUAAAUAAAUGUUGAAUGCAAGUGAAAUUAUGAAUCAUGUCUGUCAAAAAAGGAUGACUGUAUUUGAUAAUGAAAUUGAGUUUAAAAGCCUUAUGCCAAGCACAAUUAAAGGGCCGCCCUGGUAGUAAGUCUUGCUGUUUUUGGAAGUGGAAGUUUUAUCAGUUGAAUAAAUAUAUUUUAUGACAAUU
Salvelinus namaycush (lake trout) is the source of this 2502-nucleotide messenger RNA. Its product is annotated as carbonic anhydrase 1-like. Bases 103 to 885 code for a protein of 260 amino acids. Gene Ontology annotation, cellular component: cytoplasm. Gene Ontology annotation, molecular function: carbonate dehydratase activity; zinc ion binding. The transcript has 7 exons. The record is from RefSeq and is a predicted model, not a curated record. Gene Ontology annotation, biological process: carbon dioxide transport. NCBI's taxonomy places the organism in Eukaryota, Metazoa, Chordata, Actinopteri, Salmoniformes, Salmonidae.